Messenger RNA from Neofelis nebulosa (Clouded leopard), 1762 nucleotides. It is a transcript of the gene CABYR, whose product is annotated as calcium binding tyrosine phosphorylation regulated. Gene Ontology annotation, molecular function: calcium ion binding. NCBI's taxonomy places the organism in Eukaryota, Metazoa, Chordata, Mammalia, Carnivora, Felidae. The record is from RefSeq and is a predicted model, not a curated record. The transcript has 4 exons. Gene Ontology annotation, cellular component: sperm fibrous sheath; cytoplasm. Gene Ontology annotation, biological process: sperm capacitation. The coding region runs from base 36 to 1517 and encodes 493 amino acids.
UUGCAUCUAUUCAUUCUGAUCAGUCUGACGUGUUAAUGGUGGAUGUGGCAACAAGUUUGCCUGUGUUUUCCAAGGAGGUGCUCAGCUCAGAGGCUGCCGAAGAUGCCGCGGUGGCCACUCCUGCUGUGUAUUCUGCAGAGGUGGUGGCCCUGCAGGUUCUGAGCCAAACAUCUGUCCGUGUAGAUUUGGGUUCUGAAUCUAAAGACGAUGACGCUGAGCCAUCAACGGCUUCCUCAUUCCCCUUGCAGGAUGAACAAGACCCUCCUGCUUACGAUCAAGCUCCUGAGGUCCCUUUGCAGGCUGAUAUUGAGGUCACAUCAUUCGUUCAUAUAUCCUCUAUCUAUAACGAUGAGCCUGUGACUGAAGGAGUCACUUAUGUCGAGCAAAUACCAGAGCACAUAGUUAUCCCUUUCACUGAUGACGUUGCUACUCUUAAAGAAAAUGAUCAGUCAUCACCCUCUGGUCCCAUUCCUGUAGCACUCAUGAGGGGCUCAGGCAAAGCCGUAGGUUCUGGAAAACGUGCACAGUCGGAGGAGGACGCAGAAUAUUCCUCGGUGCAAAUGGAGGCAGAAGCAGUUCUGUACUCCAACACCUCCCUGCAAGGUCCGCCUGCACAACUCCAGGAUGCAGAGGACUCUACCAAUGCAGUAGGCUCUGAAAAAUCUUUGCACCUUGAAAUGGAGUUUACUGCUCUAGUCCCUGGCAAUCCUGGGCAGGAGGAAUCCGGGGAAAACUCUGCCAUCCAGGAGAUGGAGGCCACACUUGCGCUCUCUGGGGAAGCUGCCAAAGCAGGGAGCUUGGGUGCAUCUGUAAGGUCAUCUGGUGGUCCCCCCAUUCCUGUUCCAGAAGGUCUUACUGAGCCAGAAAUCGAACCAGAGUGGGAAGCAGCACCCGAACAAGGUUUGAUGGAGCCAGCCAUAGCAGCAAGCGAAGCAGGACAACCACCACCAUAUUCUAACAUGUGGACCCUUUAUUGUCUAACUGAUAUGAAUCAACAAAGUCGCCCAUCACCGCCACCUGUGCCUUUCCCCCAAGCAACCCUCUAUUUAUCUAAUCCUAAGGAUCCACAGUUUCUGCAGCAGCCACCGAAAGUUACUUCUCCAACUUACGUGAUGCUGGACGACAGCAAGAAGACCAGUGCCCCACCUUUUAUUUUAGUAGGCUCGAAUGUUCAGGAAGCUCAGGAUUGGAAACCUCUUCCUGGACAUGCUGUUGUUUCUCAGUCAGAUGCCUUGAAGAGAUACACUGCAGUCCAAGUACCCAUCGCUGUUCCUGCAGAUCAGAAAUUCCAGAAACAUACCCCAAACCCCCAGAAUGGUAGUCCUCCGCCAAGUGGACAAGAUGUCCCCAGGCCACAAAGCCCAGUUUUUCUCUCUGUCGCAUUCCCAGUAGAAGAUGUAGCCAAAAAAGGUUCAGGAUCUGGUGACAAACGUACCCCCUGUGGAAGUUAUGGUAUUGCUGGAGAGAUAACCGUGACCACCGCCCAUGUCCGCAGAGCAGAAACUGGGAACUGGUAGGCAGGUUCGAAUACUACAUCGCAUUUCAGGAGACAACUCGGUUAUCAAAUCUUAGGUCUAUGUGCCCUUAUUCAUCACCCCCUUUGUAGACUUUUAGCAGAAUUGUCAAAAUGGCUUUCUCAGCAUGAAAUGCUGGGAUAUUUCGCUGCAAAUACAGAUGCCAGAAGUGACGCCAUUUGAGUCAACGUUCAAGGUGGAGUCUGCCACCCCGUGUAAUUUGUCAAUAAACUUCAUGCAAGCAUAAA